ACCUUGACAAUGUACUUUCAGCAAGCAUGGAGGGAUAAGAGGCUUUCGUAUAAUGUAAUACCUUUAAACCUUACCCUGGACAAUAGAGUAGCAGAUCAGCUUUGGGUUCCUGAUACCUACUUCCUGAAUGAUAAGAAGUCAUUUGUACAUGGUGUCACUGUGAAGAACAGGAUGAUUCGUUUACAUCCAGAUGGGACAGUUCUCUAUGGUCUCAGAAUUACAACAACAGCUGCCUGUAUGAUGGAUCUACGAAGAUACCCCCUAGAUGAACAAAACUGCACCCUGGAAAUUGAGAGCUAUGGCUACACAACAGAUGAUAUUGAAUUUUACUGGCGUGGGGAAGAUAAUGCAGUUACAGGAGUGAGAAACAUUGAACUGCCACAGUUCUCCAUUGUAGAGUACAAACUUAUCUCCAAGAAAGUUGUUUUCUCAACAGGUUCCUACCCAAGGCUGUCGCUGAGCUUUAAGCUUAAGAGAAACAUUGGCUACUUCAUUCUGCAGACCUACAUGCCUUCCAUUCUGAUCACAAUUCUCUCGUGGGUUUCAUUCUGGAUUAACUAUGAUGCUUCAGCUGCAAGAGUGGCUUUAGGGAUCACAACGGUUCUCACAAUGACAACCAUCAACACCCAUCUACGAGAGACACUGCCUAAAAUUCCCUAUGUGAAAGCUAUUGACAUGUAUCUAAUGGGAUGCUUUGUCUUCGUCUUCAUGGCCCUGCUGGAGUAUGCCUUGGUCAACUACAUAUUCUUUGGCAGGGGGCCACAGCGUCAGAAAAAAGCAGCAGAAAGAGCUGCCAGUGCAAACAAUGAGAAGUUACGGAUGGAUGUCAAUAAGAUGGAUCCUCAUGAAAACAUUCUGUUGAGCACGCUUGAAAUUAAAAACGAGAUGGCUGCCUCUGAAGCUGUUAUAGGUCUUGGAGACCCUAGAAGCACCAUGUUGGCCUACGAUACCUCAAAUAUCCAGUAUCGGAAGGCUGGCUUACCAAGACACAGCUUUGGCCGUAACGCCCUUGAACGGCAUGUGGCACAAAAGAAAAGCCGGCUACGGAGACGUGCCUCUCAGUUGAAAAUUAACAUCCCUGACUUGACUGAUGUGAAUGCCAUAGAUCGAUGGUCACGCAUAUUCUUCCCUGUUGUUUUUUCCUUCUUCAAUAUUGUCUAUUGGCUUUAUUAUGUGAACUAA
Molecule: messenger RNA, 1182 nt
Organism: Gekko japonicus
Lineage: Eukaryota; Metazoa; Chordata; Lepidosauria; Squamata; Gekkonidae
Gene: GABRB2
Product: gamma-aminobutyric acid (GABA) A receptor, beta 2
Exons: 6
Coding region: 10-1182 (390 amino acids)
Biological process (GO): nervous system process; monoatomic ion transmembrane transport; chemical synaptic transmission
Cellular component (GO): neuron projection; synapse; GABA-A receptor complex
Molecular function (GO): GABA-A receptor activity; neurotransmitter receptor activity; extracellular ligand-gated monoatomic ion channel activity
Source: RefSeq, a predicted model, not a curated record